AGAUUUUUCUGUCUGGGCAAGUUUGCAUGGAGAUAUUAAAGAUGAUUUAUUAUAAUGAAACGUGUGUUUCAUCAGUAUUUAGCCAUUGAAUGCAUCUAAAGUAUAUAGCUGAUAAUUUUUUAUUGAAAUUAAACAUUUCGGUUUAGCAAAUUCUGUUAUAAACUGAUUUAUCACGUAUUUUCGCGGUUCUGUAAAAUGGCUUCUAACAGAAAAGUGUCUGUAAAAUGGAAUAUUCCACAAAAUAUGAAAGACAGACACAGUUAUAGACCUGUUCAGACAGUGCCAGUCCAUAAUGACUCAGUAUCAGAAAAAUAUCUUUACUCUGAAAAUUUUGAAGACCUUUCAGAACAGCAAACAUACUCCGAUACAUUUGUGAGUGAUUCAUACUCUGAUACAUUUGUGAAUGGUUCUUCACAUACAGGAAAUGGCUCUGACAAAAGCUCGGCUACAGAUAUCAAAACAAUUAUAUCUUUGAGAACAUCUGUAGAUGCAUCUGAGGUACAGGAUGCAUCUUACCUUGAAACUGCUAAAACUGAGAUGUUGGAAACUGUCAUAGAGGUGGACUCUGAUGCUUCAUGCUCAGAAGGAAUGUCAGAGACCCAUAAAACUGGCAAUGAACUGGAUACAAUUAAAGAGUUAUCUCGGGAGUUUCUAGAUACACAUACAUCUGAUUCACAUAUAUAUUCUGAUACAUUUGAGUCUAGUGAGCGAACUAAGGCAGAGUCACAAUAUGAUGAGACAGAAGGACAUAGUUAUAGAUCUGAGCAGUCAAAGAACUCUGACUCAUAUUCCACCAGGACAUACACUGAUUAUUCAGAAGAAGAUGAAAGCCUUCUUGAUAGAUCUUACAUUGCUCCAGACUAUGAUGGGAAGUCUUUGACAGAUGAUGAAGAUGAUAUUGCUGGUACCACAUAUGAUGAUGAUUACAGUUAUACAUUUGAACCAACUGAACCUUCAACAUACAUUCAUCAUGAUCCAGAACAAGCAAGGAUCGAGGCAGAGCAGAUCAACAAAGCAGAACAAGUAAAAAAAGAUUUUGUGAAAGCCAUGGUGACAAAACUGAAGUCAAAACCAGAAAAGAAAUUUGCACAGCUAGAGACAAUAUCUUCACAAAUGGAAGAUGCUGAGGAGGAUGACUAUUUAAAGCACUAUUGUAAGAAGAAGAUAAAACUGUUGAAAAAGAAAAGAUAUACAAACAAAGAUUCAGAGAGUGAUGAUGAAGUGUCAGAGGAAACUGUUACACCAACAAGCACACAUGGUAGACUAUUAUCAGACUAUGGACUGCCAGACUCUGUGCUGGAGAGGGCAAAGAUAACCAAUAUAUUGUCAGCUAUGAGAAGAGCUGCCAAAGUAGAUAUUCAUGAUCCUCGUAAAUGUGGAGAAUCAGAAGAAUAUUGUGCUCCUAGUCGGGCAGUAUUUCCGCUGCAGAACACGUGCAUAUUUCCUGAUACAAAGCUGAUAACCUAUAAAUAA
Molecule: messenger RNA, 1473 nt
Organism: Mercenaria mercenaria
Lineage: Eukaryota; Metazoa; Mollusca; Bivalvia; Venerida; Veneridae
Exons: 7
Coding region: 196-1473 (425 amino acids)
Source: RefSeq, a predicted model, not a curated record